Quercus robur (English oak) is the source of this 1704-nucleotide messenger RNA. RefSeq lists its product as uncharacterized. Lineage: Eukaryota; Viridiplantae; Streptophyta; Magnoliopsida; Fagales; Fagaceae. Gene Ontology annotation, molecular function: serine-type exopeptidase activity; dipeptidyl-peptidase activity. Bases 73 to 1581 code for a protein of 502 amino acids. The transcript is spliced from 9 exons. Gene Ontology annotation, biological process: proteolysis. The record is from RefSeq and is a predicted model, not a curated record.
GUCUAACAUCAAACCUUCUAUCUCUCAAGGAGGCUCUAGAUAGAACUUUUCGUGAGAUAAUCUGCAUAUUUUAUGGUAUACUUUGCCAUGGAUACUCUUAGAUCAUUUCAACUGCUUUCUUUGUUCUUCCUAGUUUUCACAUUUUCUGCUUCUGUUUUUGCUUUUAACAUGCCAAGGCUUGGAACCCAAAGAAAAACAACGCAGCGUGAACCCCAAACCACAUCUUCAAUAUCCAAUCUUGAAGAUCUCAAAACCUACUAUUACACCCAAACACUUGAUCACUUCAACUAUAGGCCUGAUAGCUACACCACUUUCAAACAAAGAUAUGUGAUCAACUCUAGGUAUUGGGGUGGAGCAAAUGCAAGUGCACCAAUAUUUGCGUAUCUUGGCGCAGAAGAAUCCUUGGAUGACGAUUUGCCCAUCAUUGGAUUUCUAAGUGAUAGUGCCCCCAGGUUUAAGGCUCUCCAAGUAUACAUAGAGCAUCGGUACUAUGGGAAAUCAGUACCAUUUGGGUCAAUGGAGGCGGCUUUGAAAAAUGAAAGCAUUCGUGGUUAUUUCAACUCAGUUCAAGCUAUAGCCGAUUAUGCUGCUGUGCUCUUACACAUAAAGAAAAAGCUAUCUGCAGAAAAUUCUCCGGUAAUUGUUGUUGGAGGUUCCUAUGGGGGAAUGCUUGCAUCAUGGUUUCGGCUAAAGUAUCCGCAUAUUGCCCUUGGAGCUGUAGCUGCUUCAGCUCCAAUCCUGUACUUUGACACCAUCGCACCACAAGCUGGAUACUACUCUAUAGUAACCAAGGAUUUUAAAGAAACUAGUGAAAGUUGCUACGAAACCAUACGGGAAUCAUGGGCGGAAAUUGAUAGGGUUGCUUCAAAGCCUCAUGGUCUUGAAGCCCUUGGCAAGAGAUUCAAUACUUGCAAUCGGUUAAAUGGAUCUGUUGAUCUCAAGGACUAUUUGGACGCAAUAUAUACUGAAGCAGCUCAAUAUAAUCACCCCCCAACAUAUCCACUUAGCGUUCUGUGCAGUGCCAUAGAUGGAGCUUCUGUAGGAACCGAUACUCUUGGCCGAGUAUAUGCGGGUGUAGUUGCUUAUAUGGGAAACCAUACAUGCUAUGACAUGGAUUUUUACAAUCGUCCAACUGAAACCCAUGAGGGGUGGAACUGGCAGACAUGUAGUGAGAUGGUUAUGCCCAUUGGCCAUGAUAGCAAGGACUCAAUGUUCCCACCAGCACCUUUCAAUCUAAACAAAUUCAUCAAUGAAUGCAAGAGCUUGUAUGGUGUCAUGCCUCAGCCUCACUGGGUGACAACUUACUACGGUGGUCAAGAUUUGAAACUCGCACUCCAUAGGUUUGGUAGCAAUAUUAUAUUCUCCAACGGACUAAGAGAUCCUUACAGUAGUGGCGGGGUUUUGGAGAACAUAUCAGAAAGUAUCCUUGCUGUCACUACAGUUAAUGGUUCUCAUUGCUUGGACAUACUCGUGGCAAAGCCAAGUGAUCCGCAAUGGUUGGUUAUGCAAAGAAAGACAGAGGUCAAGAUAAUUGAAAAAUGGAUUGCGAAUUACCAUGAUGAUCUUCUAGCUUUCAAAUAGCAUGUUUAAUACAUAUCAGAGGAACUCCACAUAUAGUUUCAGAAAGAAUUAUGGAGCCAAAUAAUGUAGUUAACGCUCAAUCCGAAAUCAAUGAAAAAAUAUUAAGUAUUCUAAAUUCCUGCA